GUUCCUCUAUAGCAUCUCGUACAUAUCUCAGAAUAUUUUCUCCAUCUUAUAGCAGACUGGGGGGAGAGAGAGAGAGAGAACCCCAUGCAGCUCUUAGUCUAUUGAAUCCGCUCUUAGAGAGAGAAUAGUAAGCGAACACCGUUCAAUGGGCAGUGCAAGCUAAAGCUUUUAGGUUUUGCCCAGAGAAAUGCUCAGCUACUUAAAGCUGCGCGGUGAAAGCUCUCAGGUUUGUCCAGAAAAUCCUCUGAGUUAUUCCGAUUUGGUUAGUGACGCACUUCAUUGAUUCAUUUAAAGUUACAUAGAACUGUGUUAUCGUUGUUGUAGUUAUCUUUUCAUAAGUUUAUUAAGCAAUUGAAACAAGUAAUUUGUGUGCCAUUUGGACUGUUGCACAAUGGAUAGUUACAGAAUACCUAAUCAUGGCCACUUGUUAAUAGAGUAAACAAUUAUAUACUACCAAUUGUAAAAGGGUUUACAAAAAUAUACACUAAUAAAAGAAUCAAUACAAAAGUGAUAAUCACUGUCGGCUUCUCCAAAUGAUUAAUGAAAUUCUUUACAUGUCAAAAUCAAAAAAAUAUGUAUGAAGAUUAAUUAAUACAAUUGGGAACCCUCAUAUGCAUUUGAUCAACAAAAUUGCACAUCAGCAGCAGCAGCAGGAUGUAGAAUUCCUAACUCUUAUAUGCUGCGAUGUUAAUUCAAUCGUGACGACAAUGUAUACACUAUCAUCAUCGUUGUUGUUCGAAAAUUAAUCUAUAAAAUAAAGUAAAAUAAAAUGCUCCUCUUCCUCCACCGCGGAUGGGAUGAGAGGGGUGAAAUGAAGCAGAAGAAGCAGGAUCCACGAUCGAAGUCAUAGCAGUAGGUUAUGAAAUACUGCUGCUUACUCCUUAGUGCUAAUUAACCACUACUAAGUAAUAAUGCUGUGUCCGAGACUUGGGGGGUAGAGUAGAUCCUCCCCAGAAUCAGAAUGGUGUUUGGGUGUCGGAGCCCCAGAUCAUCCCUCUCCCGCAGUUGCAGGAUCCAAGAGGACGACCUCCUCCUCCUCCGCCUCCUCCUGGUGAUGAAAUUUCUCCCGCCGCCAACUCAUCCAUAACUACCCUUGCUCCACCUUUACCUUUACAACCCACCGCCAAACACCAAAUGUCCAAUGACUAAUGAUGGGGCUGCCCAUCUCGUGUACGUCCGUAGAAAGCCCGACCCACCACAUCUACCACCUGCCUCUUCUGACCCGCACCAACCACCCAUACCCGCUCUCGAUUCUGAAUCGCCACCUGGGAAAUCCGUUCAUCAUCAAUACCAGUCUUCUUCUGAAAAUAUUUCUGGCCCUAAUCAAGUCUCUCCUGGGAUUUCAUCUUCCAUGCGCACUCCUCCUGCUCCCACCAAAUUGACUGCUAUUCCUGCCGCUACUCCAAUUACGCAUUGGGAAAAUGAUCCGUCUUGCAAACUAAACAACUCCCUGCACAAGUUGGACCGCUCAGAUCAAAAGGAUUAUAUUGAGAUGCUUCGAUCUCUUUCCUCUGUGGAACUUAGUAAGCAUGCUGUUGAACUGGAGAAGAGGUCAAUUCAGCUUUCCCUGGAAGAAGCAAAAGAGCUUCAACGAGUUCAAGCCCUUGAUGUCUUGGAGAGAUACUCGAAGCACUCGAGAGUGCCCUCGAACCAACAAAACAUGUAAAGACAAUUUAGGUCAAGGGGCACGACCACUGAUGAUCAAGUGAAAGGACGCAGCAGCAUCCCAGACAUGCCGUCCAUAUGCAAAUGUUUCAGAAGAACUGUAGAAAUCCAAGGACAUACUUGACAAGAAUUGCAAAAUUAGAAGUGCAAAGAGUAUGUGAUGGAGGAAUUUGUGUAUCAUGCAUCUUUUUUCUCGUUUGAUGGAGGUAACUUUCCUUGAUCUAUCCGGUAGCACAGAGUCGAGCAUCCAUGGAUGGCCCUACGCGUUGUGGUUUUUGAUGAUACAUACGGUAGGCAUGGCAUGGGAGAGUCCACACAACUUUGGGACAGGUACGGUUAGUAAUAGGUGAAAUUGUUUUAAUUUUUUAAUGAUUUGGUGUACAUUCUCAUG
Coffea arabica (coffee) is the source of this 2056-nucleotide messenger RNA. RefSeq lists its product as uncharacterized. Gene Ontology annotation, cellular component: DRM complex. Gene Ontology annotation, biological process: regulation of DNA-templated transcription. The record is from RefSeq and is a predicted model, not a curated record. Lineage: Eukaryota; Viridiplantae; Streptophyta; Magnoliopsida; Gentianales; Rubiaceae.